Molecule: messenger RNA, 640 nt
Organism: Telopea speciosissima
Lineage: Eukaryota; Viridiplantae; Streptophyta; Magnoliopsida; Proteales; Proteaceae
Product: glutathione S-transferase zeta class-like
Exons: 2
Coding region: 1-621 (206 amino acids)
Biological process (GO): glutathione metabolic process; L-phenylalanine catabolic process
Cellular component (GO): cytoplasm
Molecular function (GO): glutathione transferase activity; maleylacetoacetate isomerase activity
Source: RefSeq, a predicted model, not a curated record
AUGUUUGUAAAUCCAGUUCUUCACGUUUGCUCGCAUACUAUAAAAGAAUUGAAGUACAAGUACAAGACAGUGAACCUAUUGAAAGGAGAGCAAUUCAGUUCUGAUUUUUCAAAGUUCAACCCUCUUAAUUAUGUGCCAGUUCUGGUGGAUGAGGGGGAAAUAGUAAUUUCCAACUCUUUUGCCAUCUUAAUGUAUUUGGAAGAGAAAUAUCAUCAUCAACGUCCAUUAUUACCUCAAGAUCUUCAGAAAAGAAUCAUCAAUUUCCAGGCAGCAAAUAUUGUUUCUUCGAGUAUACAACCUCUUCAGAAUGUUUCUGUUCUUAAAUACAUUGAAGAAAAAGUUAGUCCAGAUGGAAAUUUUGUUUGGGCUCAGAAACAUAUCAGAAAAGGUUUUGUAGCACUUGAAAAAUUGUUAAAUGGAUUUGCUGGAAGAUAUGCUACAGGGAAUGAAGUGUUCUUGGCAGAUUUAUUUCUGGCACCACAGAUUCAUGGAGCUAUUACACGUUUUAAAAUUGACAUGAAUCAAUUCCCUAUUUUAUUCAGACUCCACCAGGCAUAUUGUGAGCUACCGGCAUUCCAAGCUGCUAUGUCAGAAAAGCAGCCUGAUUUUGUGGAAACCUAGGUUUGUUCCAUCUCCUUGU